GAGCGCAUCCUGCCCAUGGACUUCUUCAACUGGCAGAGCGGGUCACUCGAGGCGAGCCGCGUGGCCCGGUGGAGCCUCACCAGCGGCUACGCCUGGCAGAUCGGGCAGGAGAUCCAGUGGCCAGGCGGUGCCCGCGCCGUCAUCCAGGACGCGGCGCACCCGCCGUCGUUGCCGAGCGGGGCCCUCCCGGAGUGCGGCGCGGACGAGUACUACAGCACCGCGGAGCAGCAGUGCACGCCCGAGUGCCCGGCCGGCGAGGAGCCCGACGAGGCGGGCGCCUGCCGGGCCUGCGCCGCCGGGACGUUCAAGCCGUCCGCGGGGCAGCGCGCGUGCCAGAACUGCACCGCCGGACGCGUGGCCGCCGCGAGCGGCAGCCGGCUCUGCAGCGAGUGCGGCCCGGGGACCUUCCAGGGCGCGGAGGGCCAGGAGGAGUGCUCGCAGUGCCCCGCGGGCUCCUUCGCGGCCGCGGCGGCGAGCACCGCGUGCCUCGCCUGCGCCCCGGGGUCCCGCGCCGCCGCGGCGGGGGCGCCCAGCUGCGAGCCGUGCCUCGUGGGGUACUACCAGGAGCUCCCUGGGCGUUCCGAGUGCACCAGGUGCCCCGCGGGCAUCACCUCGGAGUGGACCUUGGUGGAGGGCAGGCGCCAGUGGGUGCCGGUGGAGGGCGCGUCGGGGCCGUCCGCCUGCGGCUGCGCGGCGGGCACCAGGAGCGAUGGCGGCGGCGGGUGCGUGAGCUGCGGCACGAAAGAGACCACGGGCGUGAUCUGCAGGGGGAAGGAUGACGUCGUCAUCGCGGAGGGCUUCUUCGCGGAGGACUCCUCCCUCUCGGUGUACCAGUGUUUCGGCGAUUCGGCCCGCUGCGUGGGCGGCCCGCCCGGCGCGACAUGCGCCGAUGGGCGUACGGGGAUCACGUGCUCCAUGUGCCAGCGCGGCAUGAAGAGGGGCAAGGGAGGGGUCUGCAACCCCUGCACCAUCACCACGACCAUCAUCUUCGCGGCUGCGAUUGCGGGUGGCCUCUCGGGCCUCCUGCUCAUGUACCUCGUCAUCGACAGCAGAGGGACCGCACAGCAGAGGGGGGUCUGGCGAACUUGUUGCUCCUGUGUGCGCUCUUCUUCAGUAUCGCACUGA
Prorocentrum cordatum is the source of this 1125-nucleotide messenger RNA. NCBI's taxonomy places the organism in Eukaryota, Dinophyceae, Prorocentrales, Prorocentraceae. The record is from the annotation of a GenBank genome assembly.